AUGAGAGAGUUGAGCAUUUCUAAUCUUUUUGUGGAUUGGACCAUGACCUUGGUGCAAACAGUAACAUACAAAUUCAACGUUAAUGAUGUUUAUACCCCUAUGAUGGUGGCCAAGAGAGGAAUUAGACAGGGGGGCCUUGUUUUCCCUCUUCUUUUUGUUUUGGUCAUGGAGUAUUUGACUAGAUAUUUGCAAACCCUAGAGAAUGACCACCAUUUUCAGUUUCACUCCAGAUGCAGCAAGUUGAAGAUUUCUAGUCUCAACUUUGCUGAUGACUUACUUCUCUUUACCCGUGGUGAUAAUAAUUUUGUUGAUGCAAUGCUUGACUGCUUUUACAGGUUCUCUAAAUCGACAGGUCUCAGAGUUAACAACCAGAAAUGCUCUAUUUAUUUUGGAGCAGUGGAUGAGCAUACCAAACUGGGGAUUUUGCAAAAAAACUGGUUUCAGGGAGGACAGCCUUCCUUUCAGUGCCUUGCUCUUCCUAAGGCUGUCACCCAAAGAGUUGAUGCAGUUUGUAGGAGCUUCAUCUGGUCUGGAAAUAGCAGCAUUACCCGUAAAUCCCCGGUUGCUUGGAAACAAGUUUGUAGCCCAAAGGAAAAUGGAGGUCUUAACCUUAUGGACCUCACGAUGGCUGUGAAAUCGAGUUUCUCUUGGAUUAUGAAAACAGUGCUAAAACAAAGGGAUGAAUAUCAAGUGGUGGUCUGUAACUUGCAGAUGAACAAGUUCCGGUCCAAAGAGGUUUAUAGUGCAAUCAAGAACGUGGAGCCUCGUGUGCCUUAG
Messenger RNA from Vicia villosa (hairy vetch), 777 nucleotides. RefSeq lists its product as uncharacterized. NCBI's taxonomy places the organism in Eukaryota, Viridiplantae, Streptophyta, Magnoliopsida, Fabales, Fabaceae. The record is from RefSeq and is a predicted model, not a curated record. The coding region runs from base 1 to 777 and encodes 258 amino acids. The transcript has 3 exons.